This is a messenger RNA of Vigna unguiculata (cowpea), 983 nucleotides long. Its product is annotated as non-specific lipid transfer protein GPI-anchored 5-like. Gene Ontology annotation, biological process: lipid transport. Gene Ontology annotation, molecular function: lipid binding. NCBI's taxonomy places the organism in Eukaryota, Viridiplantae, Streptophyta, Magnoliopsida, Fabales, Fabaceae. The record is from RefSeq and is a predicted model, not a curated record.
AAAAGUUAUUUCCCUUCUGCACAAGCUAUCCAGCUGCCACUCUUUAACUCACUUUUUCUCACAAUAAGUCAUUCUCUUCCUACUUUUCCCCCUCAAAAAAUCCAAACAAACGCAUUUCAUCAACACCAACAUUGUUGGGGGAAUAACUUAUACCUACAAACAACAACAACAACAUCGUCAACAUCAUCAACAUCAUCGUCCAAUGGCACCCAGAAGGAUGAAGAUGCUGCUAAGGCUGUGCUUUGUGGUGGCUCUUUGGGGUGCCACAUCGGCUCAACCUCAAUCAAGUUGCACCAAUGUGUUCAUAAGUCUUGCUCCUUGCCUUGACUAUGUAACAGGAAAUGCAUCAACCCCUUCCUCUUCUUGCUGCUCUCAACUUUCCUAUGUCGUGACUUCACAACCACUGUGCCUGUGUGAGGUUGUUAGCGGCGCUGCUUCAUCUAUUGCUGCAAGUUUCAACAUCAAUCAGACUCGGGCUUUGUCUCUUCCCACUUCUUGCAACAUUCAGACACCCCCUCUUAGCACCUGCACUGCCUCAGCUUCUUCCUCACCAGCGUUUUCCGUCUCAAACUUUCCCAACUCCCCUUCAGGGAUUGGAUCUGACACUGUUUCAUCAGCGACCGGAGGUAGUAGAAGUGUCGGUGGUUCAUCUCACGGAAAUUCAAGUUCCUCUACUAAAUUAUCGUGUUCUUGGUUUCUGAUGUUUGCCCUUGCAACCGCUUUGACUUUCACCUUCAAGAGUACGACCUACACCACAUCGCUGAACCUUUUUUAAACCCUUCUUAUUAUUAUCUCUUACAUCUUCCAUCGUACCCACUGGUGUUAUAUUGUGCCUUUUGCCUUAACAGAGUUAGGAAUAAUUUCGCCUCUGUAUUUUUAAUUAUUUCUAUUUGCCUUCUAACUAUGUCUGCGCUAUGUACAGUGAUACCAUAUUAGAUUCUGUCAUAACAUGAUAUAAGGUAGAUGUGAACAAUUAAUUUAAA